GCUGUCAAUGUCUGGGUGGGUUCAGAGCCCUUCCCUGCAGACAGAGAUCCGGCACCGGGGUAUUUGGAAGUAGUUCUGCUCGUUCCAGCUCUUGCUGUCUGGAUUGUUAGCGGUUCCAAUGGGAACAGACCCUGGCAGCAGCAUGGGACCUUCACUGCACGUGUAGCGGACAGUGGUCUACAGAUCGAAUAAAUUAGGGGGAGAUUUUCAGAGGCACAAAGGGCAGUUAGGUGCCCAACUCCCCCUCACUGCCCCAGGGAAUUGAGUGCUUAAUUCUCCCUUGUGCCUUUGAGAAAAACGCCCCUCUCAGUCCUUGUCUACCCAAGAAAAUUGACCAACACAGCUAAAAUGGAAUAACUGUUACUGCAGUCAUUAAUAACUAUUCUGCUGUAGCUCUGCCGGUCAAUUUCCCCGGCUAUAUAAGCUGUUAGAGAAUUAUUUCGUGAAUAAUAGAUGACGAUGAUAAACCAUGACGUUGGCUGAGGCCUCCAGUACAAAAGCCCUGACUCUUCUGCAUGGGCCUUAAAGGUCACAGGCUGCUUUCACUGGAGGAAACAUUUGCCCCAACCUCUUUGGACCGCAGAAGGGACCUCAUUUCAGUGACCCCAGCAGGAGCUGUAUAGGAGAAGGUUCUCACACAAACAGUGCCUUCAGUGGUUCAGUCAAGUCACUGAUUACUCUAACCCAGGGCAUGGUCAUGCGACCUCUUGUGAGGUUCAUUAUUCUACCCACCCGUAACAGCAUUUAUGCUUCAUUAUUUAUUUGUGUUCUAGUGUCCAGAGGCCCCCAUGGUGAUCAGGGCCCCUCCACAUGGGAGGAUGUGCAAUUUGAAAUUCCUUGUCUGCUGGCUGGUGAUCGAUCAUUCCUGUUCUCUCCCUCGCCUAGUGUUAGCUCUGGACACAGACUGGUACAGAGCCUGCAUCAGGAUGAGGGGUUUCGCUGCCUCAAACUGCAAUCUACCUCGCCCCAGAGUCAGAUGAAGAUGAGAGUCUGGAAGGCUGUGGCUUGCACUCUGGCGUUCACCAGCGUGGACGUGCUGGUGACCACGCUGCUGUACGUGCACAGCCGUAGCGGCAAGGACAUUGUCCAGGAUCUGAAGCACUUCAAUGUCUUUAAUUCCAUGUUGGACGUGUGGGGGACAUGUCUGUACAGGAGCUGCUUGCUUCUCGGCGCUGCCAUUGGGGUUGCCAGGAACUCAACCUAUGGCCCCAAGCGCCUGAAAGCAUCCCAGACCUUCAUCACCUUGGUCUGCCUGUUAGCCGGCAUUUACGCCCUGGUCAAACUGCUGCUCUACUCGGAGGUCAGGAAGACUAUUAGGGACCCCUGGUUUUGGAGUUUGUUUGCAUGGACGUAUGUGUCGCUGGCUGCAACUUUCUGCCUGUGGCAGCUGCUGUCUUCCGUCACAUCCUCCAGAGAAGCCUUGGGGGUCAGUUCAGAGUCCAGGGCGGAAGCAGAGGAGAUAUGUGACCCCAGCCCUGUUACUGUGCAGGAAAAGAGGGAAGAGAUGUCAGGAGCCACUAUCCAUAAGCUGCUGUCUUACACCAAACCAGAUGCUCUCUUCCUCGGAAUAGCCACUUUCUUCCUUCUGGUUGCUGCUUUAGGAGAAACAUUCCUUCCUUAUUACACUGGCUUGGCGAUUGAUGGAAUAGUCAUCCAAAAAAGCAUGGAUCAGUUUUCCACCGCAGUGGUGAUUAUGUUGCUUCUUGCUAUAGGAAGCUCAUUUGCCGCAGGUAUCCGGGGUGGCGUUUUUACGCUCAUAUUUGCCAGGCUGAAUAUUCGACUCCGCGACUGCCUCUUCAAGUCACUGGUCGCUCAGGAGACAAGUUUCUUUGAUGAGAAUCGCACAGGGGACAUCAUCUCCCGGCUGACCUCGGACACAACGAUCAUGAGCGACCUAGUUUCCCAGAACAUUAACAUCUUCCUGCGCAACGUGGUGAAGGCGACGGGCGUGAUCGUCUUCAUGUUCAACCUGUCCUGGCAGCUCUCUCUGGUGACCUUCAUGGGCUUCCCCAUCAUCAUGCUGGUGUCUGACCUCUACGGGAAAUAUUACAAGAAGCUCUCCAAGGAGGUUCAGAAUGCUUUGGCGAAGGCCAACAACACAGCAGAAGAAACCAUUUCGGCCAUGAAGACUGUGCGCAGCUUUGCAAGUGAGGACAUGGAAGCAAAUGUCUAUUGGGAGAAACUGCAGCAAGUGUACAAACUGAACAAAAAGGAAGCUCUGGCCUAUACGUACUAUGUGUGGUCCAGUGGGCUGACUCUUCUUGUAGUGCAAGCCAGUAUCCUUUACUAUGGUGGCCAUCUAGUGAUCUCUGGGCAAAUGACCAGCGGAAACCUGAUAUCUUUUAUUAUUUAUGAAUUUGUCUUGGGAGAUUGCAUGGAGUCUGUUGGUUCCGUCUACAGCGGAUUAAUGCAGGGAGUAGGAGCUGCUGAGAAAGUGUUUGAGUUUAUAGAUCGCAAGCCGACGAUGGUGAACGAUGGAACCCUGGCCCCAGACCAUGUGGAGGGUAAAGUGGAGUUCAGAAAUGUUACUUUUUCCUAUGCUACCCGGUCUGCAACACAAGUCCUACAGAAUGUGUCUUUCACCCUCUAUCCUGGCAAAGUGACGGCGCUUGUGGGUCCGUCGGGCAGUGGAAAGAGCUCCUGCGUCAAUAUUCUGGAGAAUUUCUACCCUCUUCAAGAUGGGCAGGUCCUGCUGGACGGGCAGCCUGUUAACAUGUAUGAUCACAAGUACCUGCACUCAGUGAUCUCUUUGGUGAGCCAAGAGCCAGUGUUGUUUGCUCGAUCUAUUGAGGAAAAUAUUUCGUACGGGUUAACUUCAGUCUCGUUUGAGUCAGUUGUCCAAGCUGCUCAGAAGGCCAAUGCACAUGCAUUUAUCACAGAGUUGCAAGAUGGCUACAAUACAGAAGCUGGUGAAAAAGGAGCCCAGCUGUCUGGUGGCCAGAAGCAGAGAGUGGCUAUUGCAAGGGCUUUGAUCCGAGCCCCCCCAAUCCUAAUCCUAGAUGAAGCCACAAGUGCCCUGGAUGCAGAGAGUGAACACACGAUUCAGCAAGCAAUUUAUGGUGAUUUGCAGAACCACACUGUGCUUGUCAUAGCCCACAGGCUGAGCACUGUCGAGAAGGCACACAACAUCAUUGUUUUAGACAAGGGCCGAGUGGUGCAGCAGGGAAUGCACAAGGAGCUCAUGGAAGAAGGCGGCCUUUAUUCCAAGCUGGUGCAGAGACAGAUCCUUGGGCUCGAAACUGGCACAGGGGACGGCUAUCAUCUGGAGACUAGCUUAGCUGCUGCCAGUGGAGAUUCGAUGAAGCCGCCGGGAGGACUGGAUGAAGAGUUCAGGGUGUGACGUGCUCUCUCUGGAUUGAGACAGGAUGGUUACAAUCCUGUAGCUCACAAGUGAGAGAGCACCUGGGAUUCCACGCAAGAUCCUUGCUGGGAUGCUGAAACAGGAGUCCACUGUAGGCCAGACUUGGACACAUUACUGUAGAACAAGUUUACUAGUCACGUAUACUAAGCUUCCAGUAGGCAGACUGGUAAAACAGGGAAACAAUGGGCCUGGUUUAUUAAGGGGAGUUGAGUCUUUAGCAAUUCCCAGUAUUUCUACUGGGUUUCUUUUCUUAGAGUCAUCAAUUCCCAAGGCAGUUGAUGGGGUCUGUUCUCCCACUGAUAUGCCUGUUUAACUGCUGUUAAUUGUAACAGGUGUUAUACACAUGCAUGGAGGGGAAGAAUGACACCCCUUAAGGAACUUCAGGAGGUAGUUUUGUGAAUUGGUGGAAGACAUUGAACAUAAAGUAAGAUCUUGAUCCUGCAGUCAGUCUGGUGCCCAUCCCACACUCAGUGAAGUCAAUGGAAAGA
Molecule: messenger RNA, 3849 nt
Organism: Chelonoidis abingdonii (Abingdon island giant tortoise)
Lineage: Eukaryota; Metazoa; Chordata; Testudines; Testudinidae
Source: RefSeq, a predicted model, not a curated record